AUGGAAAACGAAGCAGCAUGUCGAGGGGACCCGAUGGAUUGGAGAGGCGAUCGGCAGUCUGUCGAGGAGCUCAACCAGAUCCUUACGACGCACCUUGGACAAGUGAGGGAUAUCAUCAAAAAGGAAUGCCAAACUAUCAUUGGUACACUCGAGUGUGCAGCUAUUCCGGAGCAGAGAAGUUCAACCGGCUUCCCUGGAGGAUCCCUUACGCGCAAAUUAUCUAGUAGGGAUGGACCUGGGCCUGCGGCCGCUCCUGCAACCGACCAAGCACCUCUUCCAGGCGCUAGUCUAGAGAGGGAGGUAGACGACUUAAAAGUGCGCUUGGCUACGAAGGAGUCAGAACUUGAUCAGGCGCGGUCGCAGGUGAAAGAUGCUACUGACAAACAGGAAAACAUGAAGCGCCAACUCUUCCAAGAACAAUACAGAGCUAAGGAACUCCAAGACAAACUGGCCAACCUGCGCGGCAUUUUGACCAAAGCUCCAAGCGGCAUCAUCCUAGACGGCGACGUGCAAGCCAAGUUUAUGGAGGUCCGGAAUUUGGCUCACAUGGUUGUGAGGAAGCUGUAUAGCAGAGAGCGGAUUUCUUCUGCUGGGGACCGGAGUAACGAGUCCCGAAGCUUCUUCGAGCCAUUUGUUUCGAAGCGCAUUCCAUCUCAGUACUUCGAGAACCGCUUUAGGGGCAAGGUUUUCGACAUCCUAGAUGAGAAUUUACUCAGCCGGCCGCAAUUUGGUCUUGGGCAUAAGGACCACAAGCUCGAGCGGCGCUUGACUGAAAUCGAACAAGAUUGGAAGAAUCUACAAAUCGCAGUACGAUACCCAAGGGAGAUGGCCGAUUGGAGACUUGCUACUUUGAAGUGUGUUGAGCUGAUGCGGACCGAGCCGGACGCGCCAAAAGAAACGUUCGAGAGGAUCUGGGAUUUCAUGCUGCCCGCCCUCACGACAAAUCAUGAAGAUGAAGAGAGAGGUCGGGCUGCACUAGUUAAGCUUUGUGAAGAGGCUUACUCUCUGGCCAUCAUGACGCGCAAAUCCCGAGACACAUUUAUUAUGGAAAAGCCGCCCCAUCGGGCCUUACUGAGCGAGUGGACUGAUUGUGUGGAGGAAUUCGCCCACGAGUCAAUCAGACACGGCGAAUUUACAGGAAAGAUACAGUUCUGCCUGUUCGGCGGCUUGUCUAAAAUACCCGAGGAACACCCAGGAGCAAAGAUUGUCUUAGAGAAGGCACAGGUUGUGGUCAUUGGGACUUGA
Molecule: messenger RNA, 1245 nt
Organism: Ilyonectria robusta
Lineage: Eukaryota; Fungi; Ascomycota; Sordariomycetes; Hypocreales; Nectriaceae
Exons: 3
Coding region: 1-1245 (414 amino acids)
Source: RefSeq, a predicted model, not a curated record